UAUACAUAUAUCAAAUGAAAAUUCUAAGUAAUCCCUUUCUUGCCCUAAAUCCAAGACGCCUAGACGAACGCCGUUCGCAGGGAUGGCCGUACUUGCGCCGAACCACAUCGCACAUAGCCCAGUUUCCCGGGGUCUCCAAUGUGCAGGAGCAGGAUGAUAGCCAGAACCGGCUUUCUGCCCGCCACAAAUCCAUCAUUCACAUCGUCAAGAUGGGCAUUCUGUUGCUCCUGUGGUUUAUCUGCACAUGCAUUGUGUUCGCAUUUGCCGCCGAGAAGAGUCCGCGGAGCACGAUGGUGACCGUGAUGCCCAACGAAACUGCUUUCAGGAAGGUGGAGCUGCCCAGCAAUGGAAUCAAGAUCACCCUGCUUGGACCCGUGGAUUGGAUUCACAUGAGGUUUCCGGAUGAGCAUGAGCAAGUGUAUGGGGCGGGCUUGCGGGUGGAGUGGCGCAGCUCCGACUUAAAUGAGACAUAUCGCCGGACGGACAUGUGGAAUAUUGCCAUGGAGAGCGAUGACACGAAGUACGACGAAGUGUCGAAGAACUUCAGGAUUCCACGGGCAGGCGGGGAAGAUGCGCAGGCGGUGGUCUCCCUGGAGAGUAGGUGUGAUCACCCGGUGUCCCUGCACAUGGUGCUGGAUACAGGCCCUCUCAUCACGGGCAUGGGCGUCGUUUACGCCGGCAUCCUGAUCCUCGGGCUCUAUAUGCUGAUCAUUUUCGACGUCAUAGAUCACACCUUUGCCGCUCUGAUCACCGCAACCACCGCCAUUGCGAUUCUCGCUGUUCUGGACCAUCGGCCCAACUUGCAUACGAUUGUGUCCUUCGUUAACUUCGAGCCCCUGAUGCUGCUCUUCGGGCUGAUGACCAUUGUGGACAUCAUGGCCACCACUGGCGUCUUCGAUUACCUGGUCGUUGGCACCUAUAGACUGGCCAGGGGUCGUUCUUGGCCCCUGAUAUGUUUCCUGUGCAUGCUGACGGCCAUUCUGUCCGCCCUCCUGAACAGCGACAUCAUGGCUGUGGCACUCACCCCGAUAACCAUUCGACUGUGCGAGGAGAUGUCCCUGCGCACCACCUACGUGCUGGUCAUAGUGGCCAUAUUCGCGGAUAUGGGUGGCGCCCUAACUCCCUUGGGAAAUCCGCCAAACGCGAUCGUAACCACCAAUCCGGCGGUGAUGGCAGAAGGAGUUGACUUCGUUAACUUUUUCGUACACAUGCUGCCGGGAGUGCUGGUCGCCAUGAUCGUGGUCUUCGGAAUAGUGUACGUCACCCACAGAAAGAGCAUCUUUGUGGUGGACCAACAUCAGCAGGAUCUGAUGGAGGAGCGGGUCAGGGCGAAGGAGGCGCCCUCCCAGACAACCCUGGAACGCAUAGCUCGGCUGAAGGAAAGGCAGCCAGGUAGGUAUUGGUUCAAGCCCGUGGAUAACUAUGCGGAAACGCUGGCCGCCUUGGAGGCGAGUAGCCGGAUCCGGGACAGGCCGCUGCUGAUCAAGUGCUGCAUCGCCCUGACCUUCGCCCUGCUCUGCGUGGUCCUGCACUCGAUACCCGGUGUGGCGGCCGGGGCCUCCCUGGGUUGGGUCACCCUGCUGGCCGCCUUCCUGCUGAUCAUCCUGGAAAACAAGCACGACCUGCACGCCAUCCUCGGCAUAAUCCAGUGGACCAGCCUGCUCUACAUCGCCGCGCUCUUUGUCUUGUCGGAGGCUGUGGAUCAGCUGGGAUUCUUCGAAUGGCUCGGGGACAGGACGGUGGUAUUCCUGGCGAGCCUGGAGCCGCAGCAUCAGACGGCGGUGACCACCAUGACGCUGCUCUGGUCGACCGCCCUACUCACGAUCCUGAUUGACAACGCGGCCGUUACCAUAUUUAUGCUGAAGUUCAGCUUCCAGAUGGCCAGCAAGGACGACAUUCCACUGCCCCCCAUGUUCUGGGCCCUCACGUUCGGUGCCUGUUUCGGGGGAAACGGAUCCCUGUUCGCCUCCGUUUCCAACGAGAUAAUCGUCUUGAUCGCCCUUCAGCACGGCUACAAGAUUUCCUUCUGUCACUUCUUCAUAAUCGGGUUUCCACUGAUGCUGGUCACCAUGGUUAUCGGUUCCGUUUACCUUCUAAUUGCGCACUCGGCCUUAAGUUGGAAUUAACACUGUAAACGCAAAUUUCGAAAUUUAAACAGAAGGAUUAAAGUCUCCCACGAUUUGUAUACAGUCAGAAAACUUUCCUGCGAAUAAAGAAUGCGAACAAUUCAA
Drosophila rhopaloa is the source of this 2231-nucleotide messenger RNA. Its product is annotated as P protein. Gene Ontology annotation, biological process: transmembrane transport. The record is from RefSeq and is a predicted model, not a curated record. Lineage: Eukaryota; Metazoa; Arthropoda; Insecta; Diptera; Drosophilidae. Gene Ontology annotation, cellular component: membrane. The transcript has a single exon. Bases 15 to 2126 code for a protein of 703 amino acids.